Messenger RNA from Paramuricea clavata, 5490 nucleotides. The record is from the annotation of a GenBank genome assembly. Lineage: Eukaryota; Metazoa; Cnidaria; Anthozoa; Malacalcyonacea; Plexauridae.
CAGGCAUGCGUCAUGCACGGCAACAAACUGAUAUCACAGCAACUGCAGUGUCAAGAAAAGCUUGCGAUUCGAUCAAAAAUAAAUCUAAAGCAAAGAAAUGGGCUAAAGCAGAGGGUAAAUCUAAAAAGUCUGGCAUAUUAAAGAAGCGGAAUAUGGCUACGACCCUGAGUAAACUUACAAUUCGAGAACGUAAUCCGCAAGUUGAAAUGGACAGUGAAAUCACGAGAUUACGCGAGGAGAUUGAACAGGAAAGACAGAUGAAGUAAGUGAACAGUCAAUGUUUUAUAAAUGUGAGAAAAUGUUCUCUUCAUUAGCCAGACAAAGAUUUGUAUCACGAUCUGAGUAAUCAAAGAGGUUGUUAUCGAUCGUUCAUAACCAGACUGUUGUGGAGAUCAUUUUACUUGGAAACAUGAUAUUAUUAUUUAAAUCAAUUUUAUGUGCCAGACUGAGAUUAGUCAGGCAGACUCAGCUGUUUGUUUUAGCAUUCACUAUAAAGUGAUAUACAAUAUAAAAGCGUAGUGUGAGACUAAGCCAUUUAAGACCUGUAGGAUUUAAAGUUAGAGCACUUUAUACUGCUAUUAAAUUUACAAUUUUACGAACACUUUGUUUGCCUGUAUCAAAGUCGGUCACAGUUUAAAAAUUGAAAAAAGGUAAGUAUAAAUGUCAGGUUAUUUCUGAUAUUGUAUGAUACUGAACACAUCAACUGUGUUAAUGGGAUGGCGGGAAGCCAGAUUGUAGUGCACAAGCAAUUAAUCCUCUCACACACUUUUUGGUCAUGUUUGCAUGGUCAUGUAAUUACUCAUGUUCAGCCACAACCGUGCACUUUCUGACAGACAGAUAUAUUUACUUGUGACAUGCAUUUUCAUUGGUAAUACUGAGUUAAGCUUGCUGUAGGAGGUUGAGGGUAGUGUAUUAUUACACAGAUGGCCAGAUUGGUGACCCUGCUUUGACUUGCAUGGUGCCAUACUGUCUACAUUAUAUGUCCAAUUCAUUCAUGCUAUAUGUGGAUAUAUACAGAGCAAAAUCAUUGCAUGUUGUUUCCAAACUGCUGGGUUCAGGUUCUAAAAAGAUACGAUGUGCAUUACAAAAUCUCAGACCGUCCAAGUCCCUUGUAUUCUGCAUGAGACACAAUAACACACACAUUUUAAGAAAUUUUAAAAAAGGAAGAAAGGAUCGAAGUUCUCUCACAUUUUAUGAUAAAACAUUAAAACACCGGAUGAUACACUACAAGACUUAAGUUCAAUUGAUAAUUACAGCUGGUAUUAGUUAGUUGUGCAAGUGUGAUUUUCAGGGCCAGUCUUAAAAGUUUGAUUUUCAGAAUUUUCUAUGAAACAUCCCAUUGCUCCUCACACCUGGGUCCUUUAUUUUACAUAUAUAGUGCACAAAGCCCUCUUUGAUUUUUAAAUAUUAUCGGAAGAAAAACCCUCAAAUCAGCCAUUCCAUGCCAAGUUAAAUAUCAGUAAAAACUUGUAAGGCUGAAUAGCUAGUAUUUAUAUUCCUAUAUAUUAUAUUACUGAAGACAAGAAGUAAAACAUUAAGCCACUUUAAGCCACUGGCAUGGGAACCAGGGGGCUUAGUUUCCCCACAGGGGGCAUAAAAGCUCCCUAAAAUAGAUCUUAAAGUGCUUAUGAAACGAAAUUUUCACCUCAUUUUUUAUUGUUUUGCUAAAAAGUACUGCUAGAGCGAUGAAGAAUGAAGUUUACAGUUUCUUCAUAUCUCAUCUCAUUCCCAAGUUAUCGCACUUUCUAUAUUUUGAGUUGUGACGUCACUAGUUUGCCUUCAGAUAAUGGCAAUAACAAGAAAGUCUGAUAUCUUAGUGAGUAUCUAAUAAAAUUCAAUGAAACUCGGUACAUUUAGUGGGUGCACCCAUAUGAAUAUUUUUGGCAGGUCAUGUGGUUGUCAUGGCAACACACUAGUCCCCAGUCUCUUCUCUUCCUUUUCACAAAUUUCCUCCUGUAGACCUCUUGCAGAGGAUGUUUGCAUGUUAUAAUGGUUUAAUUAAACUGAUCACAAUACCUGCACAUUAUGGUAAUAAGCAACAAUUGCAGAAAUUACUAUAUUUAUUUUGUUGGAAAUGGAUCAUAUAGAAAUUGGAAGAGAAGGGACUGGAGAUGAAUGUGUUGCCAUAACAACCAUAUAAACAAGCCAAAUUGUUCACUAUUAAAUUGAGUCAAACUAGUGAUGUCACAACUCAAAAUAUAGAAAAUGUGACAACUUGGGAAUGAGAUGAGAUACGAACAAAUUGUAAACGUCAUUCUUCAUCAUUUAAGCUUUUAAUUAUUAAUAAGACAAUAAAAAAUGAGGCAAAAAUUUUGUUUCAUAAGCAUUUUUAUUAUUUUUUAUAUGCAGCGCUUUUUCACAUGAGAAGACUGGGACCUAAGCAAUUUGGGGGCGGGGCACCAAAUGCUAGCCGAGUAAAAUGCUAGUAAAUCUAGAUUACAUUGAUAUCAAAAGGAACUAGACUCGGUUCCGAAAUAUCACUUGCUCGAACCGACCUGAUCGCGUAGCUCAGUUGGCAGAGCAUUGAGCUGGUGUUCCAAAGGUCCGUAGGUUUGAUUCCCACCGUGGUCAGGCAUAUUUUUCAAGCCUGCCCAGUGUGGAUAUACACUCAGAGUAACAUAUCACAAGCAUCAUGUUAAGGACAUUAUUAUUGACAGUAUUUGAAAAGGAAAUUGAUUGGAAUAUAUUUAUGUAUAUUAAUUUUGCUGAUCUUGAGAGAUUAAGUGAAGUUUAAUAUAUUCCUUCUUAAAACUAUUGUUUCUAGCAUAUGCGUAUUGUUUUGCACGUACAACGGUACGUUAGGAAAUAAAGAAGGAAUAUUAAUAGUGAAAGACUUGUUACAUAGUAUGUUACUUGUUACAUACUAGGUAAUAUUGUCAAGAAUCUGAUAAUACGUGUUGACAGAUUCUCUGCUGUUCCCAAAGAAAAUACUGCGGAUACAUUUGGUUUGCUAGCUAGUUUUUAAUUUUAUUAACCGUAUUCAUAGCCUAUCGAAGGGAAGAUGGCUGUGAAACUCAUUAGAAUAACAAAUAUGUAACUCAUUAUCUAUGUUAGUCAACGUUUAUUCAUAAAUCUGGUCGUUUCACCGUCACGUGUGUAUUGUAUUUUUACUGAAUCUUAACCAAUAGCAAUUUCCAGUUUCCCUAUUGUUCGAGUGACGGAGAGGUGACUUUCCUAAAACAUUGCUAUUGGUUAGUUGGGCAAGAAUACAAUACACACGUGACGGUGAAGGACCAGAUUUAUGAAUAAACGUUGACUAACAUAGAUAUUGAGUUAUAUUGUUAUUUUAAUGAGUUUCACAGCCAUCUUCCCUUCGAUAGGCUAUGCCCUAUUUUACUUUGUCUAAUGCCAGACCAUUUUACUAGUGAGGGGAAGAGUGCUGCCACUCAAUGGGUUAAACUAGUCGGGUAUGUAUUUCGCCAGCUCAUGGCCCAUAAUUAAAGUAUCAUGGGUAAACACUAAACAAGCGACUUAAGGUGGCUCCCUACAGUUAGUACAGUUUAAAUACGAUUUAUAUAGAUCAGACUUCAUCCUCGCGACCUGCGCGUGGAAUCGUCGUGUUUACUGUUCGGCAAAAAUAUUGAACAAGCCACGGGAAGUUUUUUUGCGUUUUUAUCUACAAAGAAAGCUCCAGUUUUUCAUUAUAAUCCUAAUUUUUUUGUGAAUUCGAACAGUACGUAUGUUAUUUACUAGUUUAGCCAAUCUUUUAGUGUGUUUUUACGUAUUUACGUUCAGUAUUGUCUUUCAUAUUGCUCAAACUUGUUGUGUUGCGAACUGUCAAACUGAAACGAUACUGUCUUCUAUAACUCUUGAACAGUAGUGAACUGUCGCCGAAACUUAUGUAAGUCAAAUAAACAGUUAUGAGUUGUUUUAUAUGAAAAGUUAAAGUUGUAGUUCGAUGUUUUGAAAAGUUUUCACACCGAUUUUAACAACAAAAACAAAUGUAAACUAAUACUGGAUUUAAUACAAUGCGUAUAAUAGUGUUUAUUUAUUAGUAUUUUCAAGAUUAAUAUUUUAUUUUCAUGUCAAACAAGUCAGAAAUAUCUGUUUUCGUAUGUAUUGUAAGCCAAAAAGUUGAAAUCACUAUAAAUCACACGCUACAAUUUACACGCAUGCGCAGAUCGUGCUCAUGUCGAGUCGAUUUUUUUUCAUGCUGGCCACGCCGAUUUUAGCGAUGAUUUUCUCGUGUUUUCUUCGGUGAAAUUUUUUUAAACUUUGUAUUUUUGUUAUACAAGAUGAGUGGUACAACAUAUCCAAAUUUUAAGAAAUUCUACAAAUAACUUUUUCUGUAACCGUCAUUCACGAAUAUCUCGAAAACUUAUUUGUAAAUUCCCUUCAAAUUUUGAUAUGUCUUUCUUUUAUGGGCCAUAAAUCUUAAAAAAAAAUUUCAGAAAAAUUCACCGAAGGAAAAUAUAGAUAUUGUCAAUUUAUUGUGAAAUUAGACAAUAAAAGUGCAAAAGAUUAAACAUCAUGGUUGCCAUGGCAACACAAACGCUGUUUUAAUUUGUUCAUAAAUGGACAGCACACAGCUUCUGAACUUUCCUGGAAAUGAUCAUAUUGCCUUGUCUUAAGUGUAUCUAAUUUGAUCAAAUGCAUUUGAUCAAAAGCUAGCAUGCUAGCUUUUGUUCAAAUGCAUUUGUCACAAUAAAUUUGUCACAAAUUUAUCAUCUACACGAGCAAAAUAUCUUUGACAUAUGAAAUUUGUCAAAUAAAAUUUGCUCGUGUAAACGGGGCUUAAAUGGUUUCGUAAUUUAUAGAAAAUACCUAAACUCGCUGUGCUAGGGACGGAUGGCAUUGGCAUCCCUAGUGAACAUAUUAGUGUGUAUAGCGUAUGUUCAUAAACAUGCGCACACAUGCAGAAGAUGCAAAAAGAAAAUGCGCACACAGAAAGAACUUCGACGUUUAGAGCUUCAUCUGGAAGUUAGUUGCGUGGAUCCAGAAAUCAACUGAAGUUGGGUGUAGCGUGCUGACCGAAUGUAAAACUUUAUACUGUAGGAACGUGCAAAUAUAUUUUAUAUUUUCGUAUAUUUAUCAAAAUUUUCGCUAUAACUAUUACUUUUUAAUCAGUGCCACUCAAAUAUUUUUGCUUACUACCAAAACAAUUUGCGGCCGCCAAAUCCAUUAUUUUGCCGACAAGAUGUUUUCAGGGGGGGUCACACCUCAUACAUCCCCCCUAGCGACGGCACGGCCUACGUGGGUCUUAGCUGUACUUGUAAAAAGAACCUUUUUCGACGAACUAAUUUAAUUAAGUUUGGCAAUAUAUGUGUGCUGAUCACCUAAUAACUUUGAAAUUUGAUGUGUCAUGCAGUAUUAAUUAGUUCUAGUCAGUGGUAUACAUGUUUUAUAAACAUAUCGAGACUAAAAGUACAUUAUUUUUACCUUCAGACUAAUGUUGGAUCAAUCAAAAUCUGAGCUUGAACAAACCACUGAACAAUUAUCAGAGAAAUAUGAAUCUAUUGAUGAUGAAGGUAAUUUCUUACAUUAUACUGU